Molecule: messenger RNA, 2060 nt
Organism: Lotus japonicus
Lineage: Eukaryota; Viridiplantae; Streptophyta; Magnoliopsida; Fabales; Fabaceae
Product: probable apyrase 7
Exons: 2
Coding region: 358-2043 (561 amino acids)
Biological process (GO): nucleoside diphosphate catabolic process
Cellular component (GO): membrane
Molecular function (GO): nucleoside diphosphate phosphatase activity
Source: RefSeq, a predicted model, not a curated record
ACUUGUUUGUUCUUUCCUCUUUCUUUCUCUCCUUAACCCAAGUGAAGACAAGUACUUCAGUGAAUCUGAGCCCUUCCCGUAGAACAACGGAAUCUUCAUGUGUUUCUCUCAGAUUCAGAUCAUCGCGGAUCAAAGUAGCAGCAGCAGCUUCUUAUCUACUAGUAUUUUGAUUUGAACCUGGCGAACCAGUUCAAACCCGGUAAUUUCAUCUCCCCUUGUUCGUAACAAUCAUAAACUCCAGUUCGUAAAUCUGUACUUUGCUUGUCAAGUACACGUUAUGCUACCCUCAAAUCAAUCCCAAAAUUGGAAGAAAACGUGAUUAUUCAUUCCUAUUAGAUCAUCACAUCAUUUUUUCCAAUGGAAGUCCCCAAAUCCCCUUCCAAAGAUAAGCGAUUCGCCAAGCAUAAAUCGCUUUUCAAAAUCGCUGCAAUCUCUCUUAUCAUAAUGACGCUCUUAUCACUGGGUUUCUACCUCGAAUCAGAUCAUUCUACACUCAAUGCGUCGUCGUAUUACACGGUGGUUAUCGAUUGCGGAAGCACGGGAACACGGGUGAAUGUAUAUGAGUGGAGGAGGAUGGUAGGGGGUGUAAUGAGUAAACCGAACUUGCCAAUUUUGCUGCAUUCUUAUCCUGAUAGCGCAACAAACAGUUCGCGCUCGCGUUCGAAAGCCUCUUGUCAAUAUCACUGUAUGCAAACUGAACCGGGGUUAGACAAAAUGGCUAAUGAUUCAUUAGGGGUUAGACAAGCUUUGGAGCCUUUGAUUGUGUGGGCUGAACAUCUGGUGCCGCGUGAAUUGCGCAGUGAGACUCCGAUUUUUGUUCUGGCUACUGCUGGGAUGAGGAGGCUGAGGAGUGUUGAUGCGGGUCGUGUGUUGGGGGAUGUCGAGGCUGUGCUGAAGGAGCACUCUUUUAUGUUUAGUAAGAGAUGGAUUAGGGUUUUGACUGGGAGGGAGGAAGCUUAUUAUGGUUGGCUGGCUUUGAACUACAAAAUGGGCAGCUUUGAUCAUGAUACUGGGGCUCCUACUUUGGGACUUGUUGAUUUGGGUGGCUCGUCGUUGCAGGUUGUGAUGGAGAUAGAUGGUCAGCAGGAUGAUGUGCACGCGAUGAGAUCAGAGCUUAGUACGGUUGAACAUCGGAUUUUGGCAUACUCACUGCCUGCAUUUGGUUUGAAUGAAGCAUUUGAUAGGACGGUUCUAAUGCUCAGAAACAAUCAGAGUGUGGAAAGAACCAGGAGUGUGCCUGAACUCAGACAUCCUUGUUUGAUGUCUACUUUAGUACAGAAUUAUACCUGCUAUUAUUGCUCUGGAUUUGAUGUCGCUUAUCAGAAAAAUGAUAGCCAACCCCAGAAAACUGGACUUCAUUCUUUACGUCUAAUUGGAGAACCGGAUUGGGAGCAAUGCAGAGAACUAGCUAUUGCUGCUGCUAUGAACUUGAGCAAUUAUGGUGUUUCACAUCCGGCAGUUCACAAAAAUUGCCAAGCUAAUUCAUUUUCAGGCACUGGUAUACUUAAUUUAACAGCUGUUAUGCUCCCAAUCAAGCAGUUUCAUGCUUUAUCUGGUUUCUUUGUUGUCUAUAAUAAGCUAAAUUUGAGCCCCAAAGCCAACUUAACAACGGUCUGGGAGUCAGGCAAGGAAAUAUGUUCAAAUUUAUGGGCCGGCUUGAGCAGUAUUUCAGACAAUCCAAAUUAUGCUGGACAAUUUUGUUUCCAGGUGGCUUAUAUGGCAUCAUUGAUUGAGUAUGGUCUAUGUCUCGGUGAUGUAGAAAUGGUAUUUGGUCCUGGUGAUGUUUCCUGGACACUAGGAGCAGCAUUGAUUGAAGGGAAAUUUCUGUGGUUAAAUACAACAAGCCUCAAAGCCCAGACUAUCAUUUCAACUUUAAAGAAUGUCAAGGUCAUGUCUUCCUCAACUUUUCUUUUUGCUGUACUUCUAUUGCUUUUAUUUAUUGUGUAUUUUAGUCAAAUCAAGCUACCAAUGCCAAGCAGGAGGGCUUCUACUCCUAGCCUAACUUUGCCAUCUUGUACUCUCACAAGACGCCGAUCUAAUUAAUAUUUUUGUGUUAUUGA